Molecule: messenger RNA, 1418 nt
Organism: Otolemur garnettii (small-eared galago)
Lineage: Eukaryota; Metazoa; Chordata; Mammalia; Primates; Galagidae
Gene: SPSB2
Product: splA/ryanodine receptor domain and SOCS box containing 2
Exons: 2
Coding region: 217-1233 (338 amino acids)
Biological process (GO): proteasome-mediated ubiquitin-dependent protein catabolic process; intracellular signal transduction; protein ubiquitination
Cellular component (GO): SCF ubiquitin ligase complex
Molecular function (GO): protein binding
Source: RefSeq, a predicted model, not a curated record
ACUGGAGGCGGAAGCGGCCGGCGGUCUGCGCCUGGCCCGCCUGGGCUCCUUUCGGCCAGGUUCCCUUUGAGGGAGUGUGACCGCCGGGGCUGGGAAGCCAAGCGAGGUGCGGAGUCGGGGGCUUGGGGCUGGCAAGGGGGAUGGCCCAUUAGGAGGCUCACGGGGACAAACUGGGGAGAGUCUCUGGUUGCCUGGGACAGAGAGAGUGAGAGCAGGAUGAUAGGCCUAGGAGCUUGGGGGAGCGAAGAGGGAGGAGAGGACCAGUCGGCAAACGACGUUGAAAGGAUGGGAGUCUGCGUGAGGAGCUCUCAUCAGGACUCUGCGCUUCACUCCCCUUUGUCUCUCACUUCCCCUCCAGGUCAGUCCCGAACUGGAACUCAACUUUCAGAAAAGAGACGACCCACAAGAUUCUUUCGGGGAGACCGCCAAGUCCUAGCUUCCAUGGGCCAGACGGCCCUGGCGGGGGGCAGCAGCAGCACCCCCACCCCACAGGCCCUGUGCCCUCACCUCUCUUGUCCCGAGGGCUUGGAGGAGCUGCUGUCUGCACCCCCUCCUGAUCUGGGGGCCCAACGGCGCCACGGCUGGAACCCCAAGGACUGUUCAGAGAACAUCGAGGUCAAGGAAGGGGGUUUGUACUUUGAGCGGCGGCCCGUGGCCCAGAGUACUGAUGGGGCCCGGGGUAAGAGGGGCUACACCAGGGGCCUGCACGUCUGGGAGAUCAGCUGGCCGCCGGAGCAGAGGGGCACGCAUGCUGUGGUGGGUGUGGCCACGGCCCUCGCCCCGCUGCAGGCUGACCACUAUGCGGCGCUGCUGGGCAGCAACAGCGAGUCGUGGGGCUGGGACAUUGGGCGGGGGAAGCUGUACCAUCAGAACAAGGGGCCCGGGGCCCCCCAGUACCCAGUCGGACCUCAGGGUGAGCAGCUGGACGUGCCAGAGACAUUGCUGGUGAUUCUGGACAUGGAGGAGGGAACUCUGGGCUACGCUACUGGGGGCACCUACUUGGGGCCAGCCUUCCGUGGACUGAAGGGCAGGACCCUCUAUCCGGCAGUAAGCGCUGUCUGGGGCCAGUGCCAGGUCCGCAUCCGCUACCUUGGCGAAAGGAGAGCGGAGCCACACUCCCUUCUGCACCUGAGCCGCCUGUGUGUGCGCCACACCCUGGGGGAUACUCGGCUUGGCCAGGUAUCUGCUCUCCCCUUGCCCUCUGCCAUGAAACGCUACCUGCUCUACCAGUGAGCCCUGUGAUACCACAGAUUGUGCUGAAGCCUUACCACUACCCCUGUCCUUAGUGGGGGGGUGCUACUAGCCAAGACUCAAAGCCAAUGAGGCUGGGUCCCUACCCCAACCCAUCCUCUGGGGAGCUCAGCAGCCCCAGAGCCAUUUAGAGGGCAGAGGGAGGGAGGUGAUAAUCAAGACUGGGG